This is a messenger RNA of Neopsephotus bourkii (Bourke's parrot), 7190 nucleotides long. RefSeq names its product integrin subunit beta 6 (gene ITGB6). The transcript is spliced from 30 exons. NCBI's taxonomy places the organism in Eukaryota, Metazoa, Chordata, Aves, Psittaciformes, Psittacidae. Gene Ontology annotation, biological process: cell migration; integrin-mediated signaling pathway; cell-matrix adhesion. Gene Ontology annotation, molecular function: signaling receptor activity; integrin binding. The record is from RefSeq and is a predicted model, not a curated record. The coding region runs from base 73 to 4458 and encodes 1461 amino acids. Gene Ontology annotation, cellular component: plasma membrane; focal adhesion; cell surface.
UCCCCGGGGCAGGGCUCGGCGGGGCCGGUGCGGUGGAGCGGAGCGGGACCGGGUGGGCGCAGUGCCGCGGCGAUGUUGGGCGUGCGGCUGCAGCUCCUGGCGUGCUGCCUGCUGUUCGGCGGCACGGCGCGGGGCUCCGCCGCCCUCCGCCGGGACGAGGUGCCCUCCCUUCGGAAUAAAGGGAUAUUUAUUAUACAAAGUGAAGAUUCCAACUUAUGCAUUAAAGUGGACACCCUUGGCCUUGUUCUGGAAGACUGCGAUCAGCUGUCAAAAGACAUGUUAUGGAAAUGGGUAUCCAAUCGCCGUCUUUUCAACAUAGGCAGAAGUACCUGUCUAGGACUGAACAUCAGUAGGCCAGAACAGCCAUUGAGCAUGCUUGAAUGUGAUUCAACUCAAUACUCAUUAUGGUGGAAUUGUGAUGGAAAAGCAUUAGUCGGUGUGUCUGAGUACAAAUUAGCUCUUGAAAACAGCAAACAUAUUGUGGCCCAAAAACAAUCUACUUAUCAGUGGAAACAGUUUAUGUCCUAUGAUGAAGACCUCUGUGAACACCCAUUUCAAGAAACAUACACCUUGCUGGGAAAUUCCUUUGGUUUCCCAUGCAUUUUUCCAUUCAAAUAUAACAACAAGUGGUAUUAUGAGUGUACCAGAGAUGGAAAGGAAUUUGCCUGGUGUGCCACAACAACUCACUAUGAACAAGAUGAAAAAUGGGGGUUUUGCCCAAAUGCUGCAGAAACUGGCUGCGACGUUUUUUGGAAGAAGAACCCUGACACAAACCUUUGCUACCAGUUCAACCUUGCAUCUGUGCUGACCUGGCGUGAGGCAAGAGCUGCCUGUCAGCUGCAAGGAGGAGACCUGCUGAGUGUCACCAACCCCGAAGAGCAGAACUACAUAAGCAACCUAAGCAGGCAGUUAAAUGCCACAGACAUGAUGCUGUGGACAGGCCUGAAUCACCUGGAGGAAGAUGCUGGCUGGCAGUGGUCAGAUGGAGCACCACUAGUGUUUGUGAACUGGAGAGCAAAUGUCUCUGAUAACCGGUUUAGAGAAAAUCAUUGUGCAGUGAUUAAUUCAAAAUUGAAAUAUGGCUGGCAAAGUUAUUUAUGUGAAUCUGGAUUGCCUUUUGUGUGCAAAAAAUACUUAAAUAAGACAGAGCAUGAAACACUGGAUACAUGGAAGUAUUAUGCCACUCGUUGUGAUUCUGGCUGGUACCCACACAAUCGCAACUGCUACAGACUUCAUAGAGAGGAGAAGAGCUGGAAUGAUGCUUCUAUCUCAUGCCAGAGUGACAAUAGUGGGCUCAUUAGUAUAUCCUCCAUGGCAGAUGCAGAGCUGCUCCUUAACUUGCUUGGAAGUGAAAAUGUAUCUGAAACAUGGAUUGGGUUAUACAGUAAGAACACCUCUGCUGUUUUUGAGUGGUCAGAUAGCACCCCAGUAAAAUUCUCUAACUGGCACAGCCAGGAACCUAACACCUUUGAAAGACCAGGACAGCUCUGUGUUUCAGCACAAGGACCUGAGGGACGCUGGAAGAUUAAAAAAUGUGAAGACAGAUCUUUCUAUGUUUGCAAAAAAGCAGGGGAAUUCAAUAAUGUCUCUCCUGAGCUGGAAUCAAGUUGUCCAGAGGGAUGGGAAAGACAUGGUGGAUAUUGUUACAAAAUCGACAGUACCCCUCGAAGUUUUGAACAGGCUUCCAGUGGUUAUUUCUGCCCAUCUGCACUUGUAUCAGUAACAAACAGGUUUGAGCAAGCUUUUAUCAACAGCAUGAUCCAGAGCAUGGACAAAUCUGAGAGAACUUAUUUUUGGACAGGCUUGCAAGACCUUAACAACACAGGAGAAUACUUUUGGCUGAGUACAGAGGGAAGGAAUCACUCCGUGAGCUACACAAACUGGAACAAGUACCAACCACGCCAUUCAGGAGGAUGUGUGGUUAUACGAGGGCAGGAGCCCAUUGGUUACUGGGAGGUGAAAAGCUGUGAGAACUUCAAAGCAAUGUCACUGUGCAAGCAAAAACUCAACUCUUACGAAGAACCUGAACUUACUUUUCAAAAGCAUUUGAGUUCCUGCUAUUUCGGAUGGGAGUCAGAGGCUCAUCUGCUCAGCUGCUACAAGAUAUUUCACAAUGAAAAAGUUCUAAUGAGAAGAACAUGGGAUGAAGCAGAAGCGUUAUGCCAAGAUUUUGGAGCACAUCUUGCUAGUUUUAGCAAUAUCUAUGAAGAGAUAUUCUUAAACAAUUUAUUAUAUACGAUUUUUGAUAGGACAGAAGAAAGACAGUUCUGGAUUGGAUUUAAUAAGAGAAACCUGCUUUCUGGAGGGACAUGGCAGUGGUCUGACAGAACACCUGUUGUAUCUUCAUUUCUGGAGGGCAAGUAUGUUGAAGAUGAUUCAAGAAACUGUGGUGUGUUCAGAGUAAAUCGAACGGUCUUCCCAGCACACUGCAAUGAAAAGCGUGAAUGGAUAUGCAAAAUACCAAAAGGUGUUAAACCGAAGAACCCAGAUUGGUACAUAGCUGAGCUGCCGUGGUCAUAUUACCAAGGAGCAGAAUAUCUCUUCCAUGUCAGUCAAACAGACUGGGAAACGUAUGAGUUUGUCUGUGGCUGGCUUCGCAGUGGAAUGGCAACAAUAAAUAAUUCUGGUGAACAAGCCUUUAUUCAAAAUAAAAUUAAGAAGCUUUCAAACAGUGAUGUUCACUGGUGGAUUGGAUUGCACGCCGAAAACUUCAGUGGUGAAUUUCGCUGGAGAGAUGAAUCACCAGUAACAUACCAGAACUGGAAUGAAGGGAGGGAAAGACAUCAGGAGAAACCAGGGAAAAGAUGUGGCUACAUUUCAUCAGAAACAGGACUCUGGGGUGACGAAAACUGUACUGUCUCUCUUCCCUGUAUUUGCAAACGUAAAUUUGCAUGGAAAAUAGAGAAAGAGAUCCCAAAAGACCAGAGCCAACAAGGAGUAUGUCCCAAAGGCUGGCUGCACUUUGGAUUGAAAUGCUUUUUGAUACAAAUUCCAAAGGAUCCAGAGCAUCUAAGGAACUGGUACUCUGCACAAGUGUUUUGCAGUAGCUAUGCUGGGUCACUCGCUUCCCUUGAAGAUGAACUGGAACAAGCUUUCAUAACAAUGAAUCUGUUUGGACAGAAGACUAAUGUUUGGAUAGGUUUCCAGAGUGAUGAUUAUGAGAAGUGGGUGAAUGAAAAUCUUCCGAUGUAUUCCAACUGGUCUCCAGUUGAAGUAGUGCGUAGACAGCGCUAUAACAGUGCAAACGUCGAAGAACAACUUCCACUAUGUACAGUGGUAUCAAAUAACCCUAAUUUUUAUUUUACGGGAAAAUGGUACUUAGAAAACUGUCAGAAAAAUUUUGGGUUUGUCUGCCAAAAGGAUCAGGACACAUCCAGACAUGUCAUCAAUGCAUCUGAAACAUACCCUGUGCCGGAUACCUUAGAAUAUGGAAACAGAACAUACCAACUCUUACGUGGGAAUUUCACAUGGUCUUCGGCUUUAAAAACCUGCAUGGCAAAUGGCGCGGAGUUGGUCAGCAUCACAAACCAGUAUCACCAAGCUUUCCUCACAGUCAUUGUGAAUCGCCUGGGAUACAACCACUGGAUCGGGCUGUUCACUUCAGAUAAUGGGCUUAACUUUGAGUGGUCGGAUGGGACAAGGUCUUUGUUUACUUUCUGGAAAGACGACGAGUCGCAGGCCUUUGGCAGUUGUGUUUACAUCGAUACUUGGGGGCACUGGAAAAGUGCUAACUGUGAAAGACUUCUGCAAGGAGCAGUCUGCCAUGUGCCACCUAAAAAGAAACUCACUGCCUAUAAAGGCUUAUGUUCAGAAAAAAGUGUUCCCUGGAUCAAAUUCAAAAACAGUUGCUACAGCUUUUCCACAGUUCUGCAGGGCACAAGUUUGGAUACUGCAUAUGAAGUCUGCAAAAAUCAAGGAUCAAAUCUUCUAACUAUUCAAGAUGAAGACGAAAAUGCCUUCAUUUUGGAAGAAUUGCACAGUUUUGGUUAUUCUGUGCAAAUGAUUUGGUUGAACAUCCUGCUUGUUACAGACAAUGAGACAGUCUCCUGGUUUGAUGGUUCUCCCUUAAACUACUCCAACUGGGGCAUCAGGGAGCCUGAAUUUGAUCAUCUCAAAGGGAAUUUCUGCAUCAGCCUGAGGACCACAGAUGGUGUCUGGCAAUUGUCUUCAUGCAGAGAAAAAAAGGGAUUUGUAUGUAAAAUGGAUGCAGAUAUCGAUGCAACAGAAUCCUCUGAAAAAGCAUCAGACCAUGGACUUGUCGCUCUGGCUGUUCUCGUGACACUGGUGAUGCUGGGUGCCAUUUCCCUUUUUCUGUGGUGCCUCUACAAGCAGAAUAACCAGCUCUUCCGCAGGAUACUGUGGGUCAGAAAUGCCUAUUUGCCACAGAUCAAUGCUGAUGUUCCUCCUUUGGAAGAAAGCAUCCUCAUUUCUGAUUUUGAGAGAAGUGACAACAAUUAACUGAUCAGAAUUCGCAAGCAGUCACAUCUUCCAUGCGAAACUCCAUGAUCUGCAGUGGUUUUCUCCUUCUUGGGAGUUUCCCCAGGGCACCCAUAUCCAGAGAAACUCUUGCAGUCAUUCGUAUGAAUAUCAUAGGGGCUUCCUACCUUGGAGAGCUUUUGCUUUGUGUUAGGAUAAAGUGAGGAUGCAAGGCAGAACCAUUGAGAAACUGCCUCUUUUGGAGCAAGCUGGGAACUGAAAAUACUCCCACACUAUAAACUUCCAACUGCUCAUAUGGGGCAGUCAUGUCCGAGGCCUCAGAGCAGCAGGCAUUCUCAUGAAACUUUUUCCUUUGGGAACAAUUGGGCUUUUGUUUUGUUUUAUAUGUUGCAGAAUCUGCUCAUGAGCCAGCAUUGAAAUCUGGCAUUGAAUUUAGGAACUCUGAAACAUACCCCAAGGAUUAUGGGAUAGAUUUUAUUUUGUUAAUAGCCGUUCCUUCUGCAGAAUGAGCAGUUACUUUUCAGAAUGUGGAUUCUUGCCAGGUGGAUUUCCAAGCUUGCAGAGGGAUGAAGUCACUUUUGAAUUGAAGGUGCCAGAGUUUUGGUAGUUUGGCCCGUGGUACCUAUUUCGUGUUAUAAAACAAGUUAGUCUAGAGAUAUAAUGGCAUCUGGGCUUUGUCAUCCCCAAGGUAAUAUAUUCAUUUGAGAUGCAUCCACUGCCCUGUUAAAAUGUAACUGGGUGAUAUCUCACCUAGGUUAUUUCAGAAAUGGAAUCCCAUCAACCUCUUUUAAAGACACUUUGGGGCAGUAUCUGUUUGAAGAAAAAGAACUGUUGCUGAAGUUAUGGUAAUAAGUUGCUUUACUGUUCACCUACAGUACUUCUGCAAGCAGCAUUAAUGUGUGCUCUUGUGAGACCCUGCUCUCAAAAGCUAAGGAUGAUAUGUGGGGAAGCUCUUCCCAAAGGGUGCUGUAUUCCUAUAAGCUGAUGUAGCAGACCCUCAGAAGGACACUUCACUUCCAGUGUUCAUACUAAGGUGCUAACAAAGGAGGUAGGCUUAGAUGACCAGUUGGUCUGCAGGCUGGUGGUUGUGAAGGACCCAGCUCAGGUCUCGGCAGUACCUCAGUUACAGCAGCCCAAGACAGCAGUGCUUACUCUCCAUGGGACCACCCUCACCAACCCUUCACCCGCAUCUCUUGGAAGUUCCUGGCAGGUUCUCAGGGAUGUUACUUCUUGUUUUUAUUACAGUGUGGAAAAACAGAAGGUUGGUCAGGACGAGCCAUUUCAGAGAGGAUUUACUGUGCCUUCAGUGGCCUCUGCGAGCUGCUGUGCAGGGCUGUGUUUGUUGUGGGGCUUGUUGGUUUGCUUCUUUUAUGGUGACUCGUUCUAGCAAUUUAGCAAGAGCCCUAACAUGGAGGUACAUCCCUCUGAACUAAGCGAGCAGCCAAGACCAGCUGAAAUGUUUUUACACACGCUUUGUGCACAUGCACAGGAAUGUAUGGCUGCCUUUCAGUUACGUUUCACAUGGCCAAUGCUAGAAACAAAAAUUGCCUGUUCAUGUUAUGAUUACGUAUAAGGCUAUUUUUAAAAAGUAUUUAAUACACAGAGUAUUUCUGUGCCAGUUUACAGAACUGUUCAAAAAUGUUGUCAGAGGCUGCAGAUGGUUUUGAUCCCAAUAUAAUUUUCAGUUUACCGUUUUCUGUAACUUCUAUGGGUGUAGCUAUCACAAGUUUUUAACCUGAGGUUUUUCCAUCGUAUAAAAUAUAAACAGCUUUUCUGUGUAUAUUUUGGCUAAUGGCUUGACACCAUACAUUAGUAUUCAGUAAUGUUUUAAAGGUUUGGGUUUAGUCAUCUAGAUUUGUCUAUGGGGCUGUUUUUAUAUGAAGUCUCUCAUUAGAGUUUGUGGGCUGAAACUUUUGAGUACAGUUGCCAGAUCAUCUGCAGUUUGUAUGUAUGAGCUGUGAUAGCUUCUUUACCACCAAGAGAAGAAAAAAGGUUGUGACCGUUUCCCCCUUCCCCAUGAGAAUUUCACCUGUUUAUACUACAGUUGGAGGAACUUAAACCAACAAAUCCUGUUCUUCCCAUUCACUGACUAGCGUGUGAGUGCUGCCUUCUCACAGUAUGGCAAGCAGAGUGGCUUGCAGGAUGGGUUUUGUUUGCUAGAGUAAGCUGUGUUUUCUCCAAGGAUGUGUAUUCAUCAGGCUACAGUGUUGUUACUAGUUAUGCAGGCUCUUGUCAGAUUUUGAUGUGGUUAAUGAAAGUGUAUAUUCUUUUUCACAAAACUUGACAUAGGCAUUUUAUCAAUUUUCCUUGAGGAAUGUUGUAAUCAGUUGAAUAUGAAUGUUUGAAGGGCAGUGGCAUAAUAAAUAACCCUAACCUCAGAAUAGUGAUCGUUGAUUAAUAUUAACUCUGAUGUAGGUUACCUUUCAUUAAGGGAAAAAUAGUUCAAGCAGUAUUUUCUCACUACUUUGAAAUGGUUUUGAGGAAACAGACCCUUAAAUAUUUAUUUUUAAAUCUGUCUUCAUUGAACUUUUAUAAUUGCAGGUAUUAUUCACUCAAGAAUGUAACUGUUGAUUGCUUCCUAGUGUUUGUUCUGGGUUUUGUUACCCAUCUUUUGUUUUCCCUUAAUCAGAGGUCUCCUGUACUGUUCCUGGUGAGAGUAUGUGGUGACUAUGGUUUCACUGCUGACCUUGAUGACACUGGCAGUGAGUUUCACUGUAUUAUUUCAGCUGGAAAAUUAAAGUGUCCUUAAUAAA